This is a messenger RNA of Cetraspora pellucida, 2811 nucleotides long. The record is from the annotation of a GenBank genome assembly. Lineage: Eukaryota; Fungi; Glomeromycota; Glomeromycetes; Diversisporales; Gigasporaceae.
AUGCCGAAAAGUUUUAAAGAAUAUAUCCAACUAAAUGGAUAUGCUGGAAAUUUUAAUCCGUCCAAUUCUCUAUUUUACAGUUUGAGACCAAAGAAACUUUUUCCAACCAUUUUAAUUGGUGGAUUAUUUACAAUAUUGCUUAUACUAUAUGAUAUUCACUCGGUUCCCCAUCAAUAUGUUCAGUAUUCUGUCGGAAUAUCUCAAGAAUUGUACAAAGAUGGCAUUAGUAAAUGUAUGAUGAUCAACCGUAUCAAGCCUGAUAAUAAAUUUGUACGAACAAAUAAUCCUAGAUUUGUUCCGGGAACAGAAACUAUUAUUUUGAAAAAUGGAAGGAUCUUAAACGGAAAGGGAGAUUGUAUUUUAGGUGAUAUCAUUUUAAAAAAUGGAUUAAUUCAUGAUAUUGGACCAAAUCUUAAUGAUGAAGAUGCUGUUAUAAUUGAUGUUAAAAAAAAAUUUAUUACACCGGGACUCGUUGAUAUGCAUAGUCAUGUUGGUGUCGCCUCUUGGCCAUAUUUGUUCGCAACUAUCGACGCGAACGAAGAAACCGAUCCGAUCACAUCUUAUGUUCGCGCUCAGGAUGCCAUCAAUCCAAAUGAUCCAGCAAUUAGAAUUAUCACAUCUGGAGGUGUUACAACUUCGUUGGUUCUACCUGGUAGCGGUAAUUUGAUGGGUGGCGAAGGUUUCGUUAUUAAAAUGCGACCCGUAGAUACCAUGUCAGUGGAUGAUAUGGGAAUUAAUGCACAUAUUGAUCCUGAAAAAGAGAGAGCUUGGCGUUGGCUAAAAAUGGCUUGUGGUGAAAAUAUAAAGCGGGUCUACGGUUCUGUUGGACGUAUGCCUUCUACACGGUUGGGAGAAGCAUGGCUCUUCCGUAAACUCUUUGCUGAGGCACGGGCGUUGAAGCAGAGACAAGAUGACUGGUGUGAUGCUGCAAGUAAAUUAGGUAGCAGUGGGCAGUUGAAUUCAUAUUUUCCGGAGGAACUCCGACUUGAAAGUUUGGUGGCAUUAUUAAGGGGCGAUGCGAGAUUGAAUGUCCACUGUUAUGAGACCUAUGAUAUAGAAGCAAUCAUUCGACAUUCUUUGGAAUUUAAUUUUACUAUUACAGCUUUACAUCAUGCGUUAGAUGCUUAUCGUAUUACUGAGAUAAUUAAAAAACGUGUAAACAAUAACAUUACUAUUGCAACAUUUUCUGACUUUUGGGGCGCCAAGAAGGAAGCAUUUCAAGCUAGUACAAAGGCACCCAAAAUUUUAGCAGAUGCACAUAUUCCCGUAGCAUUAAAAUCGGAUCAUCCCGUAAUAAAUGCGCAAACUUUAAUGUUUGAAGCUUCCAAGGCACAUCAUUAUGGCCUUGAUGAACAUCUUUCUCUUGCAGCCGUUACAUCAGUACCUGCAAAAGCGCUUGGUUUAGAGCAUCGCAUCGGUCAAAUUUCCAAGGGAUAUGACGCUGAUGUUGUGGUUUGGGAUUCUCAUCCAUUGGAAUUAGGUGCAACUCCAUUAGAAGUUUAUAUUGAUGGAAUCCCUCAAUUUAACACCACCAUAUUUGUACUUGGAAAUGAUGUAUCAAAACCAAUCCCAUCAAAUAAUAUAAAUACAUCUACACCAAUUAUGCAAAAACCUGUUAAACCACGAUUAGCCUCCUCAAUUGUGUUGAAAAAUGUUGGCAAGAUUUACGUUGAUGGGAAUCAAAUAAUUGAUACCACUUCAUCAACACAAGGAGAUAUUGGUAUAAUAGUUAAGGAUGGCAUAGUCGAAUGUAUUGGUAUUAAUUGUACACAACCAGAUCAUAUUUCAUCAUAUGAAGUAAUAGAUUUAAAUGGUGGAUAUGUAUUACCAGGAUUUACUGCUGUUGCACCGUCUCUAGGACUAUCAGAGCUUUAUAGAGAACCCUCCACGACAGACGGUAGAGUGACAGCUGUAUCUGAUCCUAACAAUGCUGAAGGAAUUAUUUAUGCAAUCGACGGAUUGAAAUUGGGAGGCAAACAUCUAGAGGUCGCACAUAAGGCUGGAGUAUUUGUUGCUGUCACUGCGCCACUCUCGUCUGAGGGUGUGCUUACCGGAGUUUCUAUGGCAUUUGAAACUGGCGCUAACUCUGUUCUAGAGUAUGAUCCUCAGCCAAUUGUUAAGGAAAAUGUAGCACUUCAUGCCCAGAUAGGAACUCAAUUCAAAUAUAGUCAGAUUGCUUUGAUUAGAAAAACCUUGAUAAAGAAUCUAAAACAAGAUAAUAUCUUUGGUCGUGCUGCACGCGGAGAGAUCCCUUUAGUAGUAUAUACUCACAGUAAAGAUGAAAUUGCUUCUUUGAUCCGAUUGAAAAUUCAGGUUGAAAAUAAUGGUGGACAAUUAAACCUUGUGAUAUUGGGUGGUACUGAAGCGCAUAUUCUUGCCGUAGAAUUGGCUAAACAUAAAAUACCAGUAAUCCUUAUCCCACUCCGAGCUAUUCCAGAGUCAUGGACAGCUCAACAUGCGUUAACAGGGGCACCUAUUACCAAUAAAACUGGAAUUGAUAUACUUUAUGCGAACGGAGUUAAGAUAGGAAUAGGUGUGGUAGUAUCAGGUUCGGAAAGAAAUUUAAUUUGGGAUGCUGGCUGGGCACAUAUAAAUUCUAGAGGAUUGAUUUCAGAAAAAGAUUCACUUGGAUUUAUUUCAUGGAACUUGGAAGAAAUUCUUGGUUUAAAUAUGAAAGAUAGAAGGUUAAUGAAAGGCAAUAUGGCAAAUUUUGUAGCGUAUGAUGGGAAUCCUUUUAACAUGAAUACAAGGGUGAAAAUUGUUGCUGGAGGUGGUAAGAAUAAAAUUCUUAUUGACCCUGACCAAGAUUAG